AUGACAGACCAACAUGGCGCCAGAACAGCGCCAUUUUACCAAAUACCUUCACGUCGCAUCGUCAGCGUCGAGCAUCCAGCCAUUAUCAGAAACCUUGACAAGGCCGUCGACACGCUGAAAGGUGAUGCGGGCAUAACCAAAAUAUUACAUCCCCCCAAGCCUGACAGCCCGGCUCAUCUGCUUCUGCGGCCGGAGGAUGCCAUGUCCAGGCCGCUCCAGUCGACCAGCUUACCGUCCAACAACAUCCUUCUAAAGGUGACGGUACCAAAGAGGACAGGUCGCAAGCGGAAGAAGGGCUCGAAUGAGCCCUUUAGCGGCGUUGCCGUGUCCACGGUGCAUACGGAGCCGCACCGACGCAGUGCUCGAGAACUGCUACGGAGUCUGAGUGACAAUGCAUCCAGGUAUCAGGUCGAGCCGGUGGGCUUGGUUAACCGGACACAUGUGUUUCGGGGAAUGCCGGACUUUGUCUUCUCUACGGGCUCCAGUUCCUUUGCCAACCGAUUCCGGGAGCAGAUAUUGCCAUUUGACUACGACAAAAUGAAGCAAUUCGACCUCGACAUGAGCAAAGGUGCUAUCACCGACGUGGACAUCAUCCCUCCACCGUCCUUCAGCUUCGGAGACAUCCCCUUCACCUACAUCUACCGCCAAAACCCCACCGUCCGACAAGCCAUCGACAACUCGGGCAACAUAACAACAGUAAACACGCAACGCGUGGUAAAAGUCCUAACCCACCUCGUAUCCUACGACAUCGCUACGGUCCCAACCUCCCCGCGCACGAACUGCCCACCCAUCCACACACUCGACAAAACGCUCCAAGAAACCAUCACCGCCGUGGAAACCCUCUUCCAACAACGCCCCGCCUGGACACGCCGCGGCCUACGCAACUCCCUACCGACAAUCGAACAACGCUACGCCCUCCGCCACGCAAUCCCCUACGUCGGGUACAUCUUCCGCUCGGGGCCCUGGCGCGACGCCAUAAUCAAAUACGGACACGACCCACGCACCGACCCCUCCUACCGAAUCUACCAAACAGCCAUGUUCCGAAUCCUACCCCGAGAAGCCGAAGUCGCACGAGACGGGUACACAGGCCGUCGUCACGCCGUCGCCCGCGCCGGCGAAGUACCCCAAUACCUCGACGAAACUCAUAAUCACCAACACCCAGACCAACCUACGGAAACCCAACAACUCCCCACAACAACCCACCUGUUCACAGGGUGUUUGCCGCUCCCGCGCGACGGACGCAUGUGGAUGUUCUGCGACGUGACGGACCCCACACUCCGGAGGAUCUUAUUCCCAUCGGAUCCGCCUCCGGCCGGGUUCCUGCGUGAGGAAUGUGAUAUUUUGACGGAUGGGUGGUUCGGGAAUGGGACGUUGGCGAAGACGAAGACGAUUAUGCGGGCGAAGGUGCUUGCGCUGUUGGAUGAUAAGAUGUUGGAUGAUGAGGUCGAGUUUGCGAAUAUUGUCAAGUUGCCGGAUCAUGCUACGCCGGAGUCGGUCAUGGUGGACUUUUGGCUUGAUCCGGCGGUGGCGUCGCAGAGGGAGAUGAUGAUGGCGACGGAGGUGAGGGGGAUUAUUAAGGGGGCGCCGGCGUGGAAGGAGAGGGUUGGUGGUGCUGCUGCUGGGAAGAAGGGGGUGGUGGGGAGGGAGGAGGUUGGGGAGGAGGGUAAUAGGAAGGGGAAGAAGAGGGCGGAUCGGAGGGUGCAGUUUCAGGAUGAGGUGGGUGGUGAUGGGGAUGGGGAUGGUGGCGGGGAGAUGUUGAGUGAGGGGGAGGAAGAGGCGUUUGAGCAGGAGGAGUUGGCGGAGGCUGUGGCGGAAGCGGCGGCAGUGUCGGGUGGGGGACAGGUGGAUGAUGAGGAUGAAGAUGUGGACGAGGAUGAGGAACAGUCUGAUGAGGAUGACGGCGGGGAAGAUGAGGAUACGGAGAUGGGUGGCGUUGAGACUACAAGAGCUACGAGACGAAGAGCUUAA
Molecule: messenger RNA, 1968 nt
Organism: Aspergillus tubingensis
Lineage: Eukaryota; Fungi; Ascomycota; Eurotiomycetes; Eurotiales; Aspergillaceae
Product: transcription factor TFIIIC subunit TFC1
Exons: 5
Coding region: 1-1968 (655 amino acids)
Biological process (GO): transcription initiation at RNA polymerase III promoter
Cellular component (GO): transcription factor TFIIIC complex
Source: RefSeq, a predicted model, not a curated record